AGCUCUCAUAUCAGCAACACUAAAAAUAUUCAUUAGCUUCUCUACAUCCCAACGCAGCUCACCUUCAACAAACAAAUCACAUACUCUCAUGGCUUCAGGAACAAACAUCGCCUCAUCUAAAGGCAUAAAACCAAUAUCCCGAGGAAUCCAAGGGCAAUUAACAACAAAAACCUGCUUACCAUCGCCAAUUCGCCGCCUUACCCCACGUUGCAACAUUUGUUGAGUCGCCAAAUUUUCCCUAUUGUACACGUGCAGCCAACGGUCUAUUUGAUCCUCAACUUCACAUAGCUCAACAACGGUUCACAUUCUCCUCUUUGCGCGCGCAACUGAGCCAAACGAGAUUUUUCCCCCACUGGUGAUAGGCUCUUAGCUGAUGAAACGAACCGCACUAGGAAUUAAAUUCGGCUUUCCUGUUAUGGAUAAUCCAAUUCUGGGUGGGAAUAAUGCUUUUUUUUUUUUUUUCAAAUUCCGAAUUAAGGCUUUAUUGGACGUCUCGCUCGUUCCCCGCCCACAACUUCAUUUCCUACUUGUAAUCGCACAUUUCUUCUGGUAUCCGAUUCUGCUUCUUCUCAUCACCUCGCAAUUCCGUGAUGCCUAUAUAAUUCUAUGAUGCAAAUUCCCAUGAACACCGUUUCCUUCUGCCUUUCUCUCUUUUAUCUGGAGUUUGUCCCUUCUUACUGUUCUCGAAUUAUACUUAUUUCGGGAUUUCAAGGGAAGCUGAAGCGAUUUGUCUCCAAAACAAACCGGAGGUGCUUAUUGGAGCAUGUCACGGGAGAUGGGUAGACUCGGAACAUAACGCGGUGCACUUUCACUGUGCUCCCUUUUAGUUGAACUCUGCAGGAAUUAAUCAGUUCCAUGCCAGCUAUACAAUGGACGAGAGUUACAAAACUAUUAUAGGUGACAAGACAUCUGAGUUUCAGCAUAUGGCUGGUAGUGAUGGUGUUCAAGAACCACGUAUAUGGUCAUCUCCUGAAGGAGGGCGUAAAAUUGAAAUUGGAAAACAGAUCUUCUGCAACAGAUCAUUGAAUAUGAGGAACAUUUUAGCUGUAGGCUUUGAUAUGGACUACACAUUGGCACAGUAUAUACCUGAAACCUUCGAGUCCCUUGCAUAUGAAGGCACAAUCAAAAAGUUGGUGUAUGAUUUGGGUUAUCCGCAAGAGUUGCUAGGGUGGUCAUUUGAUUGGAAAUACAUGGUCAGAGGCUUGGUUCUUGAUAAAAAAAGAGGCAAUAUUUUGAAGAUGGAUCGCCAUAAAUAUGUGAAAGUGGCCUACCAUGGAUUUCAAGAGAUGUCUAAGGAAGAAAAAGUUGGUACCUACGGGAAUACUCUGAUAAGAGAUUCUUUUGAUGAGCCUGAUUAUGCACUCAUCGAUACUCUUUUUUCAUUAGCUGAGGCCUACUUGUUUGCCCAGCUUGUUGACUUUAAGGACAGUAAUCCAGGAAAGAUACCAGAGAGAGCAGAUUAUGCUCGAAUGUACAAGGAUGUUCGAGCUGCAGUUGAUUCGUGCCAUCGCGAUGGAACUUUAAAGCAAACGGUUACAAAAGAUCCAAGAAGGUAUAUCAAUGAGGAUACAUCUAUAGUUCCCAUGCUCAAAAUGCUCCGAGAUUCUGGUCAUUCUACUUUCUUGGUGACAAAUAGUUUAUGGGACUAUACAAACGUUGUGAUGGAUUUUCUUUGUGGAUCCCAUGUUUUGGACAGCAGUAGAGCUUGCAAUUUUGAUUGGCUCAUGUACUUUGACAUCGUCAUCACUGGAAGUGCAAAACCAGGCUUCUUCCAUGAAGACAAUCGUGCUAAUCUUUUUGAGGUUGAACCCGAGUCUGGAAUGCUACGCAAUACUGAUAAUGGCACUCCAAUGCCUCAGGUGGGAAAUAGUUCCCCAAGGAUAGUAUUGAAGAAAUCAAAUGCGCCUUGUCAAAUUUUCCAGGGAGGCAGUGUUGGACAUCUUCAUAAACUGCUCUCAAUUGAGUCAAGUUCACAGGUUCUAUAUGUGGGAGAUCAUAUAUAUGGAGAUAUUUUACGCAGCAAAAAGGUUCUUGGUUGGAGAACAAUGCUUGUUGUCCCAGAGCUUGAGAGAGAGGUUAAACUGCUUUGGUCCUUGAGAAAUUCACGAAAGCUACUCAGAUUGAUGAGGAAUGAACGUGAUCAAAUUGAAGAUCAAAUACAUCACAUGAAGUGGUUUCUGAAAUUUGAAGAUCUUAAUGUUGAUCAGAAGCAGAAGACAUCUGAUGGAAUAGAUGAGUUGGAGUCCCGAAGGGAUCAAGUAAGAACAAGUCACCAACAGGAUCAACGAGAAUGUCACCAAAAGUUUCACAAGAUCUGGGGACAACUAAUGAAGACAGGUUAUCAAAAUUCUCGGUUUGCUCAUCAGGUUGAGAGAUUUGCGUGCCUUUAUACGAGCCAAGUAUCCAACUUAAGCCUGUAUUCCCCUUACAAAUACUACAGACCAUGUGAAGAUUUCAUGCCCCAUGAAUUUGAUAUUCUGCCCCUGUGAGUCCAUUUUUGGUUGCUGACUUGCUUUUUGAGCGAGUUUUUGGCUGUGGGAAGGAAAACAACAUUGCACCGCCAUAUGGGUUUUCUUUCGCCCUUUGCCUUUCUCUGUUUGGAUAUUUUUAGUUAAAAUUUGCUUCCCUGUAAUUAAAUCAUGCAACAAUAUCUGACGAUGAUACAGUUUCUUGUAAUUGUAUUCUAAUGUUGAUCAUUUGAGCUUGUGCUUA
Molecule: messenger RNA, 2712 nt
Organism: Manihot esculenta (cassava)
Lineage: Eukaryota; Viridiplantae; Streptophyta; Magnoliopsida; Malpighiales; Euphorbiaceae
Product: 5'-nucleotidase domain-containing protein 4
Exons: 18
Coding region: 870-2489 (539 amino acids)
Molecular function (GO): 5'-nucleotidase activity
Source: RefSeq, a predicted model, not a curated record